AUGUUAAUAAAAUUGAAAUGUAUAUUAAUAAUUUGUUUAUAUAUUUAUUUAACAUAUUGUGAAUUAGAAUGUGAUGAUAAUAAAUGUCAACAAGAUUCAAAAUGUAUUAAAAUAUCAUUAGGACAAAACGAAUAUAAUUUAUGUAUAUGUAAUUCUGGAUAUACUGGUUGGGAUUGUUCUAUACCAAUUGAUUAUUGUAAUAAACAUUGUAGACCAUUACAAAAAGGUAUUUCAUGUAAACAUACAUUAUGUAAUCAAGGAAAUUGUAUAAAUUUACUUGAAAAUCCAUAUUAUAAAUGUGAUUGUGGUGCAUUUUAUAAAGGAGAAAAUUGUGAAAUAGAAGAUAAUCCUUGUAGUUAUCAAAAUCCUUGUGGUAAAGGAGAUUGUGAAUUUGUACCAGGAAUAAAUCAAAUAAAUUGUAAAUGUUAUCCUGGAUGGACUAAUAUACCAAAUCAAACUAAUACUAAAUAUAAUUGGAAUGGUGUUGAUAUAUAUAUGACACCACCUUGUCUAGAGGAAAUUAAAAAAGGAAUUACUGGUAAUGCACCAAUACUUGGUCCAAAUUCUAAAGUUAUUUGGUAUGUUGUAUUGAUAAUUUCUUGUAUUGUUUUUUUAUGGUUUAGUUCAACAACUUUAUAUGAAUUAAUUGGUAAAAAAAUACAUACCAAUUGA
This is a messenger RNA of Theileria annulata, 672 nucleotides long. RefSeq lists its product as uncharacterized. Bases 1 to 672 code for a protein of 223 amino acids. NCBI's taxonomy places the organism in Eukaryota, Apicomplexa, Aconoidasida, Piroplasmida, Theileriidae. The transcript is spliced from 4 exons. The record is from RefSeq and is a predicted model, not a curated record.